Molecule: messenger RNA, 327 nt
Organism: Alternaria alternata
Lineage: Eukaryota; Fungi; Ascomycota; Dothideomycetes; Pleosporales; Pleosporaceae
Exons: 1
Coding region: 1-327 (108 amino acids)
Source: RefSeq, a predicted model, not a curated record
AUGGGUAAGAACGGCAAUCCUACUGGAGGCAGGGGGACUAAGCAUCAUUGCCCCGGAAAGUCAGGCUGGGUCGGCGACGAGAGCCCCGGAGGCUGUGAUGAAGAUCACAUCGGCAAUAUGUACUACUGCAAGAAGCACGAGAUGCCAUGCCGUAAUGGCUGCGAAGGCAGAGCUCAUCUAAAAAACCAGGACGGCUGUCUGAAGUGCAAGCAAAGAUUUAUAAGGGAAGCAACAAAGGAAAAGGAGGCAAAGAAGAACCAGGAAGAAGUUGAAAAAGGCAAAGAAGAUGAAGCAUUCUGGAAUCCGGGAAAGGGCAGGAAGAAAUAG